Desarmillaria tabescens is the source of this 2072-nucleotide messenger RNA. RefSeq names its product P-loop containing nucleoside triphosphate hydrolase protein. The coding region runs from base 117 to 1817 and encodes 566 amino acids. Lineage: Eukaryota; Fungi; Basidiomycota; Agaricomycetes; Agaricales; Physalacriaceae. The record is from RefSeq and is a predicted model, not a curated record. Gene Ontology annotation, molecular function: ATP binding; ATPase-coupled lipid transmembrane transporter activity; ATP hydrolysis activity. The transcript is spliced from 10 exons.
CGUGAUUUUCUGACACCUCUUUAUUAUAGGUGGAGACAGGGAUUGUAGAAGGAACCGCAAACUAUGAACUGAUAGCCACACUUCUUGCAAUCCAAGUGUCUUGGAUCAUCGCUUCCAUGUCCUUGAGGUGGUACCACAAUCACAUCCGUCAUCGUCUACGACGUCGUGUGGAAGCGCAUUACACGAUGAUUCGCAUGAAAGUGCAACUGGAGAGCCAGCGCUUUCUCGACACGAAAGGGCCUCAGGAUCCCGGAAACAAUUCAGUCUGGGCCUCCUUCUCAGCGAUGCUGUUCUUCUUCUCUAGGAUAACGUCCAUGUGUGCUAAUCUCGUCCUUAUUGUCCGAACAUCUCGUGAAUUCGGCCACCCUCUGUUCGCUCUGGUGUGCAUCCUCCAGCCACUGUAUGAUAACCUCUCAGCGGAUUACUUAUGGGGAUACGACUUUUUUUACCAUGUGGAGAACAAGGACUUCAUUCGAAUGCACGCCAUGAGUUCUCUUAUUGACGAAGAUUAUCGCUCAGAGGUUCUUUCCGGCGGCCUUUCGGACUAUAUCAUUACAGAAUAUGCCAAAUCAUCAGACCGUGUCGGCGAUCUUCAAACGUCGAGCCCAGAGAAUCAGUAUGGUCAACCUUCCACGCCGUUAUCGGAUGUUUUAUCUGCUCUCUUAGGCAGGGCACCUAUCAUAUACCUGGCCUUGUUCGCAAUUAUUAAUCCAUCUGCGUUCUCUGUAACAUCAUUCGCCAUUUUGCAGCAAUAUUCAGCCAACCUUCAAUUGUCUUUGCAAUUUCUUCUCGGCGGAGUCCGGCAAUUCAGAAAAGACUGCCAGCACAUAACUAGGUUGUACGAUUCGAUGAAGAUGCCUCCGGCGCUAUCCGAAGGUUCCGUUGCGUAUCCACCGUGUUCAAGGUCCAAAUCGGAGAAAGGUUCAUCAGAGGUUCUGCGAGGGAUGUCCUUCAAUUUGCGGGAUGCUUGCUUCUCCUACCCCAAUGGCACUUCAGCUUUGACAAACGUCUCACUCUCCAUCAAAUCUGGGCAGCUCGUCGUCAUAGUCGGGACCAACGGUAGUGGAAAAUCUACACUGAUCAAGCUCUUGACUAGAAUGAUCGAACCGACUUCAGGGACCAUUUUUGUCGACGGGAACAACAUAACAGAUUACAAGCUAUCGGAUUUUCGUCAAGCAACCGCCAGCUUUAUGCAGGAUCACGAAAUCUUUCCUCUGUCUUUUCUGGAGAACAUACGUAUGGGCAAUGUAGAUUCCGCUUGCAGCAACGACAAUGUUGUCGAUGCUGUUCGCAUGGGAGGCGCCGAAAAUCUUUUGACCAAUCUGGCUGAAGGGCAAGGUACCUUGCUUGGUGGAGCCAAUGACUACCGGUAUUGCGGAUUCUCUAUGUAUGAAGACGACAGCAAGGAGACGAGUUCCUUGCGUGCCAGGUGGGAAGAACUGCCGCCACCUGUCCAAACAUCAGGUGGAGAAAAGCAAAGGAUCAUUGCAGCACGCACUUUCAUGCGCUUCAACUCUGGAAAGGUCAGCUUCGUAGCUGUGGACGAAGCUAGCUCGGCGAUCGACGCCGCAGGGGAGGCACAACUUUUCGAUAAUUUGAUCAAGGAAAGGGAGGGAAAGACACUGGUCAUCGUGACCCACCGUUUCGGGUACCUGACGCGCCAGGCGGAUCUCAUACUGUGCAUGAAAGACGGAACUUUAUGCGAGUCUGGACGACAUGACAAGCUCCUUGCACUGGGCGGAGAAUACGCCAAACUCUACAACGUCCAGGCUGGUGCCUUUGCUGCCACCAAUGUUGAUGGAGAUUCGGAAGAAUGAAGUGAGAAAUGGUGCGUUUUCUCAAUGCCUCUUCAAGUUCCAAGUUAUAUGUAAAAUAUGGACCUUCCUAUGCGUUUCUUCGUACAUGAACUCGAAUUCCAUCCCUACGAUAUUAGCAUGUAUACAUUUCACGUGUGAUUCCGACCUUGCAUCGACCAAUCCAUGACACACGCUCUAAUUCUAUCGUUCUCAGCCCUACUCUUGAGUCCUGUGCUUUAAUUCUGGAUGACGUACAACUUCGCAAAGCAUGAGUUC